GGCUUGACAUUUUUGGGUGCCGCAAGAAGUUUUGUAACUGGUUGUAUUGUUGUUCAGGUUCAGGACAUUUAUUUCAAUUUUAUUCAAGAAAAAAUACGUAGGAGCCAGUUUUGGCGUCCAAUAUAUUUAGCUUAAUCUAUAUAGAUUAGUAAUCUUGCGCUAGAAUGGCUAAACAAAUAAGAGGGAAUAGAAAUAGAACUGGGAAAUUUAGGUCACAAAAAGAAUUCAAUAGAUCUAAGGUUACGGGCCGGAAUGUUACAAAUAAACCAAAAGGAGUAGUAAAAAAACGACCUACUAAAGUUAAGGUAAAUCAGCAAGAUGCCCGUCAAAAAAUUGGGCAGAAAAAAAGAUUAAUGGUGGAUGCCAGAGAUAUUCUAGCCAAAAAAGGUAAAAUACAAGAUGCAAGAAGCAAAUUGGAUAAAAUUCGAAAUGGUAGAGGUAGAUCCAUAACUUCAAAACAAAUUGCAACCAGUCCUAAAGUGAAAGUAAUUGGUAGUAAUAUUCUUCAAAAAACUGACAGAAAUGGAAAAAUUAGUUUGGUGACUAAUAAAUCGAGAAAUAAUUCAUCUACGCAUCCAUCUAAUAUGAAUGUGGCUAUUCGUAAGCAAUUAGGUCUUAUCCCUUCCUCGAGGCCCCAAUUAAAGCAUUCACCACCGAAAAAACCCCAAGUAUUAAACAGUACUUUCCCAAUUCGGAAGACUAUAGUAAAUGAUAUAGAUUAUGGUGUAGCUGUAGCAGAGGCAGCAGGUAGAUACAAUUCAGGAUUAUACAAGUGGGUUAAACAACCUGAUAUAGUCAGGUCGGCGUCGCAUGUUAUAGGAUCUCUGGAACCUACCAGGCAAGCCAUGAGGGAUGUGAUGAGGGAGGAAUUAUUAUUAGCAAGAAACAGUUGGUCAGAUUAUGUGGCACCGCCAAAACCUUUGAGAUUACAACCGUCUGGAUAUAUCGAUUUAGACGCUGUAGAUGAUGAUGAGGAAAUGCCAUAUGCCCAUCCUAGUCGAAUUUCAUUGCAUGGAUCCACCAGGGUCUCAAAUAUUCACUCACGAUUGGAUAGCACUCCGCAUGAGCCUGUUUCACAUGGUAUCUUAUCGCAUACAAAAACCAAGGUGGUUGUACCAGCUGGGCACAGAAUCGUAGUGUCAAAUUUACAUUCAUCAGUUAUUGAAGAUGAUAUUAAGGAACUUUUUGAAGAUAUUGGACAGCUUCUGUCGGCAAAAUUGGUGCGUCCGGGAGUAGCAGAGGUGAUUUACAAAAACUUGAAGGAUGCACAGAAAGCAGUUGAUACAUACCAUAACAGGCAAUUGGAUGGACAGCCCAUGAAGUGUUUGCUAGUAAACAAGAGGCCAAUGAACCAAGCUACAGGAAUUCCACUUAAAAGUGAAGGAUUUUUAGGGAGAAAAAUUACUUCAAGUUCCGAAUCGUCAAAUAAGUUAAUGCCUGACAUAAGUACUAUUCACAAGGUACUAUUUCAAAGAAAAUAGUAUCCAUAUUAAUAAUUAAUUUGCUUGUCUUAUUUUUAACUUAAUUUUUACUCAUAUCUCGGAUGUAGUUUAAUGGAAAUUUAUCUGCAAUAUAAAUGUUUUUAUAGCGUGAACUAAUAUAAUUUUAUUUCAAAGUAUUGUAAUAUUUAUUUUUCGUUGGAGGGCUAAAAAGGUAAAUAAAACAAACUUUAGAAUUGUAAAAUAAUUUAAUCACAAACAUCUUUUGUCUCAGUAAUGGAAAAUAGAAGUAAUUGUUAUCCAAUCCCUUUGUAUUUUAUUUAAGUCACAGAAAUGUCAUAUAUUAUGUAAAAUGGUAGUGAUUAUACCUACUGUCUUGUAAAAACUAGACAAUAAAGCUAUUCCCGGUA
Messenger RNA from Sitophilus oryzae (rice weevil), 1849 nucleotides. RefSeq names its product polymerase delta-interacting protein 3-like. Gene Ontology annotation, cellular component: nucleus. The transcript has 5 exons. Bases 165 to 1481 code for a protein of 438 amino acids. The record is from RefSeq and is a predicted model, not a curated record. NCBI's taxonomy places the organism in Eukaryota, Metazoa, Arthropoda, Insecta, Coleoptera, Curculionidae. Gene Ontology annotation, biological process: mRNA export from nucleus. Gene Ontology annotation, molecular function: mRNA binding.